Messenger RNA from Trichomonas vaginalis G3, 417 nucleotides. RefSeq lists its product as uncharacterized. Lineage: Eukaryota; Parabasalia; Trichomonadida; Trichomonadidae. The transcript has a single exon. The record is from RefSeq and is a predicted model, not a curated record. The coding region runs from base 1 to 417 and encodes 138 amino acids.
AUGCUGAUUGAAUAUCCCCAAAUUCCUUUCUAUUCUCGAUUCACGCAGACUACUAAUCCUAAUAUUAAUACUAAUAAUACCGGUUUCAACCACGUUUCAGGCCAAAAUGCUUUCGAUUUUCACGGACUUGCUCGAUCAGCUGAUGUUACUGAGACAUAUUUAGAUGGAAGUCCUUCUAUUAGCAUACAUGACUUGUGGUUUGCUAUAGGAACAUAUAAACCUUAUCUUAUGAAUUAUAUACCAGGUCCAUUUAGCUAUAAUAACACCAUAAAUCAAGUUAAAUGGGUUGAUCUUUGGAUUCGAAUUGAAAAUAUUUCAUUAUUGAUUAACAUGAAAUCAUUGAUCAAAUGUCACACAGUUCGAUGCAAACCAGUUAGCUUUAGCUAUCAUUUAUUAUAUUGUUUUAUUCUUAUCUAA